UCUUCUCUUUUCCAAGGGUUCUCGGCUCCUUCUUGGAGUGAUCUAUCGAACAGAAUUUAGCUUUGACGAGUUCGCUUGAAUUUGAAAUCAGUGGGAGAAGAUCGAAGGAGACAGAGAGCAAGUUCCAAAGAGGAAAAGCUUUGAUCCUCUGUUCACUGUAAACACCAGAUGAGCUUGUUAUAUGUUGGUCAACCUGAGUUUUUGAGUUGUAAGGCACUCAAAAAUAUGGAUCUCCUUCAUUACUAAGAAUUGAAGUAAGGAACAAAGAUGCAGGCUAAGAUCAGUUAUUUUUUCAAGCCUUCCACAACUAAAAUCUUAGACCCACCCCAGCUUUUUGUUCAAAUUGAAGAUGGACUGGAACUCAAGGCCCCAGAAAUUCUGAUUACAUACAAGCGUCGAGCUCCGAGGGCAGACCCUUAUAGCAACAAUGGCUUUUGCAGUCAGCAGACCGAGGAAACACCAAUGGAUUUGAAUUCAAUUAUUUCCACUGUAGAACCAGCUUGCACUUCAGGUCGAAUCCUGAACAAGAAGAGAACUUAUGCUCAGUUCCAUUUGGAGCUGGGCCAAUCUGAUUUCCUUCUCCAUAUGUGCUCUAUCUGUGGUCUAAAAUAUGCUCGUGGGGAAGAAGGGGAUGAGAAGGUUCACAAGGCAUUUCACAAGAACUUCACUCAGGGAAUCCAGUUCAAGGGUUGGCGUAAUGAAAGAGUUGUUCCAAUGCCUUCAAGCGAUGGGGCCCGUGUCAUUUUGGUAUUAGAUGGUGACCCACCUGCACAAUGGAACAAGAUUCAGGAGGUUGUAAAGAUGAUUGAGAAGGAACUAGGAUUGGAAGAUGGAUGGCUUAUUCAUCACUUCUGCAAGGUGUAUUUAUUUAUUUCCUCUCAGAGGAUUGCUGGCUGCCUAGUUGCUGAACCGAUAAAAAAUGCCUACAGAGGUCUCUCACGUUCAGUGGCUCCAAAAAGCUCUAGUGUCAUUUGUGCAAAGGAAGCUAGAUCAAAUUCAACUGUGCUUCACUUUGGAGACGUCAAUUUUAAGAGGGAAGUCAUUAAAACAGUCCCCUCAAUUAAUAGUGCUGAGCUGCUGGAUAGGGAAAUUGGUGGAGCAAUCUUCUGUGACAAGGAAGCUGUGCCUGCUCUCUGUGGCAUCAGGGCCAUAUGGGUCACACCCUCUAACAGAAGAAAACGCAUUGCCACCCGGUUACUAGAUGCUGCAAGGAAGAGUUUCUGCAUGGGUUUAGUCCUAGAAUCCUCUCAAUUAGCAUUCUCUCAGCCAACCUCUGCUGGUAAGGCAUUGGCAUCCAGUUACAGCGCCACACAGUCUUUCUUGGUUUACAAGGCUGCUACCUGGAACAGUUAAUUGUCAAAUGGCUGCCAUGCAUAGAUGAUGGUCAAUUUACCCAUUGUUGAACUGAUAAGUUCUUAGUUAUUCCAACAAGAAACACAAGGUAGAAUUAUCAAUUAUGUGAUAUGUCUUCCUAUUUCCAGAUUGUA
Messenger RNA from Telopea speciosissima, 1487 nucleotides. Its product is annotated as protein CHROMOSOME TRANSMISSION FIDELITY 7. The transcript is spliced from 8 exons. Gene Ontology annotation, cellular component: chromatin; nucleus. Gene Ontology annotation, molecular function: protein-lysine-acetyltransferase activity. Lineage: Eukaryota; Viridiplantae; Streptophyta; Magnoliopsida; Proteales; Proteaceae. Gene Ontology annotation, biological process: mitotic sister chromatid cohesion. The coding region runs from base 268 to 1353 and encodes 361 amino acids. The record is from RefSeq and is a predicted model, not a curated record.